This is a messenger RNA of Anisakis simplex (herring worm), 504 nucleotides long. The record is from the annotation of a GenBank genome assembly. Lineage: Eukaryota; Metazoa; Nematoda; Chromadorea; Rhabditida; Anisakidae.
AUGUUUUGGUUUGAUGAGGCGCAAUGUAACGAUACACUUCAGAUCAAUUUUUUCAUAUUUAGACCCGUGGUAAUCGAGCCAGCGACAAUACGCUGUAAUUAUUUCAAGUCAUGGUUCUUAAUUGACCUCCUUUCGUGCCUUCCAUACGAUAUUUUUUACAUGUUUAAACAUGAUGAUGAGAGGAUAGGUUCAUUACUGAGUGCAUUGAAAGUGGUACGUCUUCUACGAUUGGGUCGUGUGGCCCGUAAACUGGACAACUACCUAGAAUAUGGUGCAGCAACUCUUUUGCUUUUAUUAUGUGCGUAUGUGCUCGUUGCUCAUUGGCUUGCCUGCAUAUGGUUUUCAAUCGGUGAAUAUGAAGUUAAAUUACGGUUCAUCGAUCCGUCGAUACCUGAGGGAUGGCUGCUGAAGCUAUCGAAGGACCUGAACUCACCAUACAACUACACUUUCACGAAUCGCUUCAGAUUGAUUGGAGGUCCACCAAGGGCGUCAGCCUACAUAAGU